Messenger RNA from Penicillium robsamsonii, 1332 nucleotides. Its product is annotated as cytochrome P450. Lineage: Eukaryota; Fungi; Ascomycota; Eurotiomycetes; Eurotiales; Aspergillaceae. The record is from RefSeq and is a predicted model, not a curated record. Gene Ontology annotation, molecular function: iron ion binding; heme binding; oxidoreductase activity, acting on paired donors, with incorporation or reduction of molecular oxygen. Bases 1 to 1332 code for a protein of 443 amino acids. The transcript has 2 exons.
AUGCCUAGGCUCGCGAUUAUCAUUAUAGCCCUUUUAGUAACCAUCCUGGUGCGAAGACUACACCAGAUUCUGACCUUGCGAGAGCUUGAACGACUUCAUGGCUGCGAGCAGCCGCCCAACGAGAAAGACCGGUUUCGAUAUGACAUCCUUGGGAUCGCCAAAGCGAUUGAACUGGCUUUCUAUUUCCGACGUCGCAGCUCCCUCGCAUAUACCAAUGCUUUGUUCGAGAAGUACGGGGAGACAUAUACGUCCAAUGUUCUCGGUUACCGACUCAUCUUGACUUGCAAUGCAGAAAAUACCAAAUGUCUGCUAUCCACGGCGUUCGCCGAUUUCGAUAGUUCGCCAUUGCGAAAACCCCUAUUUGAACCUAUCACCCCUCAUGGCAUAUUCACUCUUGACGGUGCCGGCUGGAAGAAAAGCCGCAAUAAGCUACGCAGUCGGCUAUCCGACCUUCGCAAGAUAAUUGACCUAAGCCUCUGUGAACAGCACUUCCAGGCCUUCCUUCGACAUGUCCCAUCCAAUGGCAAGGCCUUCAAUGUUCAAACAUGCGUUUUUAAUCUUGUUUUGGAUAUGCAGACCUUGUUCUCUCUCGGCGUGUCGGUGGAUACCCUCGGCCUUUCCCAACCCUUGGAAAAGAAGCAAUUUGUAGCGGACCUGCUCUAUAUUAAGGAAAAGAUUGUGGAGGAUGGCUUCCGUGGCCCGCUUCGUUAUUUAUAUUCUAAACAACGCUUUGUCCAUUCCUGCAGGAGGGCACGGGAAUAUGUGAUGUCCCAUGCCACUCAGAAUGAGAAAGACGAAGAUUUGAACAGGGAGACUGACCAGGCCCUGAGCAUUCUCCUUGCAAAUGAUAGUAUGGGCACGGCUCUCUCAGCGCUUUUCUACUGCCUAUCUCAGGAUGACCGAGUUGUCGACAAGCUGAGAGCAAGCAUCAUUGACACCAUUGGAUUGAAUCCCCCGACUUGGGGGCAACUUGGAUCUCUGGACUAUAUUCGUUGUGUACUCCAGGAAGUCCCCAAAGUCAUGAGACUCUAUCCUGCAGUUGUACUCAAUGCAAGAGUAGCGAACAAGAAUGUCACAUUGCCAACAGGUGGCGGGGCGCAUGGCAUUUCGCCUAUCUUGGCUCGAAAGGGAGAGAUCGUGGUCUUUUCCACCUGGGCUAGACAUCGCCUCGGGAGGGACUUUGGGGAGAAUCCAGAGCACUUUCAUCCUGAAAGGUGGGAGCAACUCAAUGCAGAUAUGCCUGGCUUUAUCCCGUUUAACAAAGGACCUAGGUCUUGCCCUGGUCGUAAGCCUUUCUCUCAAGUCACCGAUGAUUUUGCUGUAGUUGGCUAA